GCUAUCUGCCAUUUGGCUGGCGCUGCUAGAAUUAGGAUGAUACAGUAACAGUACUAUAUGUUGAUUCAUUGAUUCAUAUAAACCAAAAGACAAAAGUAAUUCUGAACUGAAGCGAAGAAACAAACACCUUAUCAUUUCAAUCCAAAGCCUCUUUGUUUGUUUCUAUAUAUCUCUCUCUCUCUGUAACUCUUCAAUCACUCACCUCAUUGCUUGCUUCUUUCUUUCGAAUCAAAUCUCUCUGCUACUGCUGCUGCUAUUUUAUAAUAUAAUGCCGUCUUGUGCUACCAUUGUCUCACCUCCUUCCUACGCCAUUCCCUUCUUCACCUCCACUUCUUCCACUUCUUCUCCCACCGCCAAAUUGCUCUCCAAACGGCGCUGGAACCCUCUAAUUCAAACCAAAACCAUGACUAGCUUGGGGAGCAAAGGGGCUGUCAGAGCUGGCGUUUCGAUUGAGAAAGAGACCCCAGAAGCGGAACGACCCGAAACCUUUCUCAGAGGUGGUGAUACUGCUGAGGCACUUUCUUCGUCUUCCUCGGUGAGGGCGCGCUUUGAGAAGAUGAUAAGGGAAGCUCAGGACAGCGUGUGUGAUGCUAUUGAGGCUGCUGACGGCGGGGCGAAGUUCAAGGAGGAUGUUUGGUCGAGGCCAGGUGGUGGCGGCGGCAUUAGCAGGGUUCUUCAAGAUGGUGCUGUUUGGGAGAAGGCUGGGGUUAAUGUCUCUGUUGUUUAUGGUGUCAUGCCUCCUGAUGCGUAUCGUGCUGCCAAAGGUGCUGCUGCAUCUCCUGAUGAGAAGCCUGGUCCUGUUCCCUUCUUUGCAGCUGGAAUCAGCUCAGUUUUGCAUCCCAAGAACCCAUUUGCCCCUACCAUGCAUUUCAACUAUCGCUAUUUUGAAACUGAUGCUCCUAAAGAUGCUCCUGGAGCACCUAAGCAGUGGUGGUUUGGUGGGGGAACUGACUUGACUCCUGCUUACAUUUUUGAGGAGGAUGUUAAACACUUCCAUUCAAUUCAAAAACAGGCUUGUGACAAGUUUGAUCCUACCUUCUACCCCCGAUUCAAGAAGUGGUGCGAUGAUUACUUUUAUAUCAAGCAUCGAGGUGAAAGGAGAGGGCUUGGAGGAAUAUUUUUUGAUGAUUUGAAUGACUAUGAUCAAGAGAUGCUUCUUUCCUUUGCUACUGAAUGUGCAAAUUCUGUUGUUCCUUCUUAUAUACCUAUUAUAGAGAAAAGGAAGGAUACACCCUUCACAGAUCAUCAGAAAGCAUGGCAGCAACUGCGAAGGGGACGAUACGUUGAAUUCAAUUUGGUGUAUGAUAGGGGUACAACAUUUGGACUAAAAACUGGAGGGAGAAUAGAGAGUAUUCUUGUUUCUCUCCCACUGACUUCUCGAUGGGAAUAUGAUCAUAAACCAGAAGAAGGGAGCGAAGAAUGGAAACUCUUAGAUGCGUGCAUUAACCCGAAAGAAUGGAUUUAAUUUAUCAGGUGUCCACCCAAUUUGCAUUUGCCAGCUUUUUAAUAAUAAGGGAGCUUGUUUAUUUUUUUCGGUGUAUAUCAAGUAAUUGUUUAGAUGAGUCACAACUGUUAGCUUCUACUAGGUGGAUUGUAAAUCACAAGUUUGCAAUUUUCAACUGUGUAAUGCUUGAAAUGAGGAGAAUGACAUUUCUAGACUGUUGUUUGUCCGCAAUGUGCUGUGCCAAGCGUUAUUUCGCAAGUACCUUCUUGUAUUACAAAACAAAAGCAGUUUUUUUCAAUCAAAUGUCCAUUUGUUCUGA
Molecule: messenger RNA, 1763 nt
Organism: Lotus japonicus
Lineage: Eukaryota; Viridiplantae; Streptophyta; Magnoliopsida; Fabales; Fabaceae
Product: oxygen-dependent coproporphyrinogen-III oxidase, chloroplastic
Exons: 8
Coding region: 269-1465 (398 amino acids)
Cellular component (GO): cytoplasm; chloroplast stroma
Molecular function (GO): coproporphyrinogen oxidase activity
Source: RefSeq, a predicted model, not a curated record